AAUUGCAGAAAAUGGACGAUACUGUGAUUGAUGUUCAUGACAGCGAUGGGACAGGAUCUUCAUCAUCAAGACCCUGGAUCAAGAAUACUUCCAAUUUUCCAAGUUCGGUGUUGUCUCUAGUUACCCUAGCAAUCCUUGUUUAUCUGGUGAACUGUCUUGUGCACGUAUCUACAUUCACAUGCGGGCUUCUUGCUGUUGCCAUGGGACUCCUAGUUCAUCACUGGUACUGGCUACACGGCGUGAAACUGACACGAAAAGAGAGACUAUUCUUCGACGAAGCCAAUCUGCUUGAAACAUCUAACCUUUUUGAGUAUACUUAUGGUCCUUGUACCGAAGGAACUACUCCCAUUUCAGGUCCAGAAAAGAAUCCAGAUGCUCCCACGACUUUAUGGCAAGCACUUUUCUGUGAUGACAAGCAGUUGCAGAUGCAAAAAUUUUACAAAGAGCACUACGGCCCGGUUUGGGAGACAGCGAAAAGGAGAGAACAGGAGUGGAAGGCAAUAGAGAAGAACUAUUCGUCAAGAAAGGAAACGAAUGGGAAGAACGUGAACAGCUCUAACUAAGAACCUUUUAUGGCUAUCGUAAUAUUGAAACGACUUCAUGCUUUCACCAUUAAUUGAUAGGAUUGAACGAUAUCGGUGCAAAUAGUAACUUUCUGAAGUUAUGUACAUAGUUUUAAUGUUUAUACGUAUAUGAUGGACAACAAACACCGCGUUG
Molecule: messenger RNA, 717 nt
Organism: Cylicocyclus nassatus
Lineage: Eukaryota; Metazoa; Nematoda; Chromadorea; Rhabditida; Strongylidae
Source: the annotation of a GenBank genome assembly